AUGCCGAGACAAUACGUCGUGUUUGGGCGACCCGUCCCGCGAUUCACGGCCCGGCGUCUAACCCUGCUGCUACUGGGCUUGUCGAUAUUUGCCAUCACGUUGAUAUCGACCUUGACCUCUGGCGUCCCAUCAUCACCAAGCCUCUCUGCCUACGACACCAAAAUAUCUGUCCCUCAUGUCCCGCAAAUACCGCACAUCGGCGAUUCGCUAUCGAAGAGCAUGCUCAACCCUUUUCGGCAAAAGUCACACCCACCUCCGCACAACGACAAAGACGAAUACGCUGGCUCUUCGUGGCUGGCUGAUUGGAAGUGGCUCAAGGUUCCCUUCUCCAGUAUCAUAACGGUCGACGAGGGUAGAGCUCUGCUGCCACCAUUGAAACCCCGCCAGCCAGUGUACUGUUACUACGAUGCAACGAUUAAAAAGACGGCCGAAGAAAAGGACGCUGAAAGCUCGUUGCUUCUUACGUGGAGGAGAGCUUGGUGGGCACAAGGGUUCCGACCCAUCAUCAUUAGCGCGUCUGAGGCCAUGAACAACCCUCUCUAUGAUAUCAUCCAGAGACUCAACAUUGACCCAGACUUCAAGGUAGACCUUAUGCGAUGGCUUGCUUGGGACACCAUGGACGGUGGCAUAUUAACCCACUACACGCUGCUGCCUGCAGUUCCUAAGGAGGAUUCGCUCCUCACUUACCUUCGCCGUGGCGAGUAUCCUCAUCUAACCCGUUGGAAGGAUUUGGACGAUGCUCUCUUUACUGGUCAUAAAGACCAAAUCAAGUCGGCGUUACAGGCGGUGACAAACGCGGAUCCUGCAAAGAUCAAGGAGGUUAAAACCAUCAUAUCUGCCGUGCCGGACGAAGUUUUCAAGAUCGACAAGGCCACCAUGCCGUUAGCAGUGUACACUCCUGCUAUCCUGGAGAAGAAGUAUACCAAAGUUGCCGACGCCAUCAAAAAGAAUCGCGCGUCCGGACUCGCUAGUCUCAACAAACUAAUUACCACGCACUUGCAUGUGGCUUGGCAGAACCGAUUUGCCGACGGUAUCGAAGUCAUCAAACCUUUCCCCGACCACACGAGCACCUUGGUCAGCAAUGCUCUGCAACUGGCGAGGGAUUUGGCCUCGUGCUCAGAUAGCCCGAUGCCAUCUACUUGUCCACCAAACCUGCCAAGAUGCACACCAUGCGUUGCUAUGUCGCCCAUGCCGGUCACAACGCCUAAGAAUUUUCACAACACAAGCAAAGUUUUCAGCAUCGGCACCGUUCCUCACCCUUGGACCCUGACGUUGGUCAAAGAUCUGCGCGAAUCGUUCAAUGUUUCUUGGAUCCGUCGAGAAUCUCCACGAGACUCUUGGAUUCAAGCUGUCACGGACUCCCUGCUGGGAGGAGCUGGUGCCACGACUACUCUGCGAUUGGUGCGCCUGAAGGAAGCCGUGGCGGGUGAUUAUGCUACCGCUCACUCUCUGUGGGUUGCAGCAGAAAAGGACAUGCCUUCUGAUAUGAGCUGGUACUUUGGGUUUGCCAUUCCCAAAAAGGGACUGGACAGUGGCCAGGGACAGCCACCUGUCCCUGCGGAUCGACUUCCAGGAAAAAGCAACAAACAGCCUAACAAGAAUGAUGGCCCAGUAGUUUCGCUCCAGGACAAGGCCGCAGAGCAACCGCUGAUUGAUCAAGCAAAAAGAGUCAUCAGCUUGACCAAAUCUACAGACGAAACGAAGCUCCGUGCAUCACUAGAGGCUUGGAACAUGGCUGAUACGGAAAUUUGGAAAUUUGUCCGGGCCUUUCAAUCUCGUCGACACCAAGAACGUGAGCAGUGGGAGAAGACGGAGGCAAAAUACAGCGGUGGUUCUGGAACUGAAAAAGGUCGUAGCGCAUGGUUCCGUUGGCAGGAUCGAAAGGCCGACAGUCCUCUGGCACCAGAUGAAAAGAAAGAAAAGGGUGGAAAGUCAAAGGAUGAAAAGUCUAAAGACAAGUAA
Messenger RNA from Pochonia chlamydosporia 170, 1962 nucleotides. RefSeq lists its product as hypothetical. The coding region runs from base 1 to 1962 and encodes 653 amino acids. The transcript has a single exon. NCBI's taxonomy places the organism in Eukaryota, Fungi, Ascomycota, Sordariomycetes, Hypocreales, Clavicipitaceae. The record is from RefSeq and is a predicted model, not a curated record.